CGUCUCUUUCGGGCCUCCACUCCUAUCUGCCUUUUAUGCGGAUUUUAUGGCGAGCGGUAGCGGGGCAGCGCUGGUUCACCUCCUCUCACUACACUGACCCGUAGCUAACCUCUUCAGGACGCUUAUUUUGGUCACUAUUGGAAGGAAGGUGGCAAAGGUGUUCACUGAAUUGUACCUCAGGUCAUUGGAGGAUUUGAGUGUUUUCUCUCCUGGUGUGGACAGGACCGGACUUUGUUCUGUGCUCUUUUUCUUUCUUCUGUUGUGGCCUUAGCUGGUCUUUGAGAAGAGCUGCCAUUCGAUGGCUCUAAUGGACAAACACAAAGUCAAGCGACAGAGACUGGAUCGCAUCUGUGAAGGCAUUCGCCCUCCUAUCCUUAAUGGGCCCAUGCACCCCCGCCCACUAGUGGCAUUGCUGGAUGGCCGCGACUGCACAGUGGAGAUGCCCAUCCUGAAGGAUGUGGCCACUGUUGCGUUCUGUGAUGCGCAGUCCACUCAGGAGAUCCACGAAAAGGUUCUUAAUGAGGCUGUGGCUGCAUUGCUGUACCACACCAUCACACUCUCACGAGAUGACCUUGAAAAGUUUAAAGGGCUUCGGGUCAUUGUGCGAAUCGGCAGCGGCUUUGACAACGUGGAUGUCAAAGCUGCAGCAGAGCUUGGUAUAGCAGUGUGUAAUGUGCCAGCUGCAUCUGUAGAGGAGACGGCAGACACUUCCAUGUGUCUGAUUUUGAACCUGUACCGCCGGGUCACCUGGAUGCACCAGGCCUUGCGGGAGGGCACUCGAGCCACCAGCGUAGAGCAGAUCAGGGAGGUGGCUGGAGGUGCUGCCCGCAUUCGAGGAGAGACGUUGGGCAUUAUUGGCCUUGGGCGUGUGGGUCAGGCAGUGGCUUUGAGGGCAAAAGCCUUUGGUUUUGGAGUCAUCUUUUAUGACCCAUACCUAGCUGAGGGGGUAGAGAGGUCACUUGGGCUCCAGCGAAUGGCCACCCUGCAGGACCUGCUUAUCCACUCAGACUGUGUAUCCCUCCACUGCAGCCUGAACGAACACAACCACCACCUCAUCAACGACUUCACCAUCAAACAGAUGCGUCAGGGUGCAUUCCUGGUCAACACUGCGCGAGGAGGGCUGGUAGAUGAGAAAGCUCUGGCUCAGGCACUGAAAGAGGGAAGAAUACGGGGAGCAGCUCUGGACGUCCAUGAGACAGAGCCCUUUAGUUUCUCUCAGGGCCCUCUGAAGGAUGCCCCUAAUCUGAUUUGCACCCCACACACAUCCUGGUACAGUGAGCAGGCCUCCAUUGAGGCAAGGGAGGAGGCAGCACGGGAAGUACGCAGAGCUAUCACAGGUCGUAUCCCAGAUAGUCUGAAGAACUGUGUGAAUAAGGAGUAUCUGAUGGCAGCUUCUCAGUGGUCAUCUAUGGAAGCUGCCACUGUGCAUUCUGAACUCAAUGGAGCUACAGCCUACAGGUUUCCUGCAGGUCUGAUUGGUGUGGCCCCGGGUGGUCUGCCUGGUGCAGGGGCAGGAGUAGAAGGAAUGGUGACAGGGGCUCUGCCUCUGGCCCAUGCCAUUGCACCAGUUUCACACCCACCACACACCCCCUCACCUGGGCAGCCAUCGAAGGCAGAGGCUGACAGAGACGUCCCUUCUGACCAAUAGCAUCCCAACACAUUCCAUCGUUGCCCCAGCGAUGCCCUUUCUCUUUUUGUAGGGCUGAAACCAUGACGAUGCCCUGCUUUUGAUGUGACCCUCCCGGGUUAAACCAGUCCAACAGAACACAAGUAUAAGCCCAGAAAGUGACCCACUCAAAAACUAAUUUCCCUGCAAGUUCCCUUUUACUUGUUGUAUCUUAUUUUUUCCCCCCACUUGUGCAGUAAGCAAUAACUCUUCUCAAGGAUUCAGUAAUUGAUUUUCUUUUUGUUAGCUUUUGAAAUCCCCGUUUUAUUUGUUUUUUUAUGCUUCUUUUGAAUAUACUCUGGGCUAGUUGGAGUUUGUUUCUGAGUAGUGUCUCUUCUACCUGACUUUUUUUUUUCUGUUUUAACAGUAUAGUGAAGAAGGCAGGAAACCUUUUUUUUUUUUUUUUUUUUUUUCUCACCUCCCUUAACUCCAUACAUUUGUGAUCUUUCUCAGAUCCCUUCAUUAGCAUAGUUUUUUUUUCUGGCCAUGGUUCUUAGGGACAGCCAACAUCAGCAACUCCUUUCACAGCAUAAUGGUGAAAUUACAUGACGUCUACAAACUGCCUGUGGCCAAUGGUAACUCGGUCCACUUGGUGAACUCCAACACAUUGGGUUCCACUCUUCUCUUCACAUCGAGGACAUCCUGUAGAACUCUGUUCAUCCUCUCUUUCUGAAGGACGAGUGCAGAAAAUGAGAGAGCAUGGUCCCCCACCUUCAAGCUGCUUGGGGAUUUAUUUGGUCAUAUACUUCACUGUAUCCGUAAUGUAUGGAUGGACGAGACACAGGUCUAUGUAAGAGCAUCAUAAACAUGACGUCUUUUUCUGUACAGCUCUUUUAUUGACUUCCAUAACCAGUGUAUCCAGUUUUCCAUGUCAGUUGUAAACUAUUUGAGUGUGAAACACGGUAUUGAUGCGAUGGACAGUUGCUGUAGUCGGGGUCAUAUUCAGCGCAAGCUUGUUUUGCAUCUUUUGAAUCGGAGCUUAAUUUUAUACGACGCAGUUGCUGAUCUAUUGGGAGUGUAUGAAAUCUGCUCUGUUAAUUAUAUUUGUAUUAAACUUGCCAUGUUUAUGAUUCUCUUAAAGACCUUGUGUUCGAAGAUAUACAGUAACCUGUUUGCCGCUGAUUAUAUCAUUACUUUCACUGUUUAAAUUUAUGAAGACUUGGGAAGGAAAUGGAAGUACAUUUUCAGGCUUCAGGUGGCUGAAGGCUGUAUACUCACUCGCAGUACAUCAUGACAUAUCGUUCCUUGUCUCUGUGCUGUUUUGUUUUGACAGACUACUUUUUCCCGAAAGCGUCAGCCUGCGUGUUGGGGAUGUCUUUUCUGUCUUCUGUUUUUAUAUUCAACAGCAUGGGCUCCUGCUUUGCUUCAGAUAUAUUUCUUUCCUUCCUGCUAAACUUAACAUUAUCACCAUGAUAUGCUUAGCUACCCUCCCAAUACCCCUCCCCCUGCUUUUGCUCUCACUGUUCCCCUCUCACUCUCUGAUAUGUGUCCUUCCUGCCUGUGCCUCCCUGGGUGACGAGGCCUUCUCUUUAUUGAUGCAGCGUUACAUUCGUGUCCACCCUCCCCUUUGUUUCUUCCUGGCUUUUCUUUCUGCUCCUGCUCUUCAUGACGUGACUGUGUAGGAAGCCAGCCCUGCCCUUGCUCUGCCAGGCACUUGAGUGAAGAUGAGACUUCUUACGUAAACGUGCACACAAGGCUGCGCAAUAUGGACAAAAACAUAACAUGAAGGCUGAGGUGUUGCUACAUGUAAUGAUGCCUUGCAGUAAGUAUAUUAAACACAUCGCUGAACCUUUGAUGUAAUGCGUUUGAAGAUUGGUCUGCAUUAUUUUUGUUGACCACCAUGAUUUUUGGUGUAGUCAUUUGUCAGAACAUCUACAGACACACUCAUCUGAACUAUUUUAUUAGGAGGAUAAAAUUCGGUUGAAAGCUCAUUUGCAAAUUGCAGCUGCUUGCAAGAGAUCAGUAUCGCCAAGGCCAAAAAAAUCACAUGCAGUGAGCGAUAUCUUGUGCAGCCCUUACAUACAGCUCAUGCAAACCUCUUGCAACAAUGUGAACAUCUUUUGUUUUUGUCUUUUGGAUACAUGGCUAAGGUCCUUGUUUUUUGCCUUACUCUCUUCUUGGUCAAAGAUCUCCAAGCUGGUUGCACAGUCUUUGCUUUGCAUCUCUGUAAUGCAUGGUGUCACCAGUAGGUGGCAGCGACAGUGUGAUUUUUCACCUUCAUUUUGCCUGGCACUGAAUAGUACUUUUGGAGAGUUUCUAUAAAGGAAGGCAACUGCCUGUUAGAGCUUUGCUGUUAGCUCUGUUGAGAUGGAGACGGAGGUAGGCAGAGCUUGACCGUACCACUCCAUCUCUCAACAGUCAGUUCGGCUUGCUUCCAAAGACUUGCAGUAGGGCAGUGGCAGGUACACAAUCUGUCUCUUCAGCAGUUACAGGUUAAAAAGGAAACCCUGAGACAACAAAGCCCACAUUUUCUAAUGCAGGUCUAUCAAGGUUGGCCUUUUCCUCUUGGCCUGCUGAUUUAUUUUUCUUCUUUAGCAGUUCUAUAGACCUGACUCUGUACCCAGCGAAAGGAGCACAGAAGAUUUUAGGGUGAGAGUUUGGAUGACAGACAAAACCAGUCACUUUCCAAAGGGGGAAACGCAUCCCCAGGUUGCGUCUCUUAACUCUGAAUACUGUUCUGCAUCAAGGGAAAACCUUUCUAGUACCUCAGUAACAGAUAUUGAAUGUAUGCUCUACUCUUUAGUUAUUUUUUUUUUUCUUGGGCUUGUACAGCAUUUUUAGAUGGUAGUUUCCUAUUUCCCAGAACAGUAUGUGUGUGUGGGUGUGCGUGUGCGUGUGUGUUUGCAGCUUAUCCAAUACACCAGAGUUGGUUUUUCCUUGUUAGCAUAGGACAUCCACUAAUUUGAUUAGACACAGUUUGAAUCUCAUUAAUUUUAAUUUUAAUUUUAGCGCUUUCCCUGUCUUUUGAUUUGUAAUCAAUGAGCACAAAUCUGCAUCAUUCAUUUACUGUGGGGAUGUAUGUGUAUCAGUGAGUUGUGUAUGAUUAAUUGUGGGGACCGGGGUCUGAUAAGCUAGGUAAAUAGUGCAUUUGGAAAUAAACUCUAAUUAUAGGACUUAAGCAGUUGCAUACUUCUAAGGCUAUUCUUUCAGGCACAGAUUUAGCCUAAUCAUGGACUGAAUUACUUUGUUAAUGGUGUUAUUUUUUUUUUCUUUUUGUUUUCUUGGAAACCUCCAAUGUGGGUCAGGCCUAAACUAAAAAUGUGUCCCCUAAGGUUCCUUGUUGCCUUGUAUCCCACACCUUAAAUGCAGUUGUUUUAAAUCCAUGAUUUCCCCCCUCAUGAAUGAAUGGAAUGGUUCUUGUGGAAUAUUGCAUGUUCAUAUGAGCUAGAAACAAGAUGCAAUAUAGGAAACCUUUUUGGAUGACUUGGUGUCUUCUUGGUAUCCCCUCCCUCUUUGCCACAUCUUUGAUGUUCAGUUUUUGGUGACCUGUAGCUCUCCUGGACUGAAGUAACACCCUUUUCUACCCAUGUCCCAAGUUUCUAGCUCUUGUUCAAGUUUGUCCUUUGGUAUAUAAUAUAUUUUGGAACGCUAUCACCUUUUUUUGACUUCUGAGCAUAAUUUUUUUUUUUUUUUUUUUUUUUUUUUUUUGGCCAUCAUUGGCAUCAUCUGUUGGCAUCAGCUGUGCACUAUAUGUUUAAACUUGUGUAUAAUUUUUAGUUCCGUUUGUAUUGCUCAGUGUUCAACAUGUUGUAUGGAAACAUUUCAAAAAAAGACCUUUAUCAUCUUUGUUGUUCGCCUUGCAGGCUCAAACGUCCUUCCCAGCAGCUAAUGUAAUGGGCCUUACUCCUGCAGUCUGCACUCCAGCGUAGUCAUCGUGUAGCCCCUCAUUGCCUUAAUGUCGUAGACCUGUGGUUAACAAUUUUUGUCCUGAAAAAGCCUUGGCUUCGAUGUUUUACUGUUUCUCCUUUCUCUGUUGAUCAGGGAAACAAAGGUGGUCCCUACCAAGGACACUUUUGAUUCCUUUUGUUGUGAGUGCAGCGAAUUACAGUUGAACUAAUCGUGUUAAACUGGGGAAAUUUGCUUUAAAACAGUGCAGGUCAGGGGUUCUUCAGGACCAGGGUCAUAGGCUGCAAUUGGCUUGGUGACGUCCCGACCCAGCCAACACCCCCGCCCCCACCCCAUCCUCGGUUCAACAACUACAAUACACGUGCAAGAGAGGAAGUUUUCUUUAGCCAUUCUCCUCUGAAAGGUCACAGCUCUGUGUGCUGUACGCAUACUUCCAGAGAACCCAACUGGCUUUCGCUUUGAAGUGUGAAAUGGGCUCAAGUCAGGGUGCUGUCAAAGACCCUUUCAGGACAUGCUGGCCAUGGCUUAAACUCCAGUUCUGUAAAGGGAGGACGUAGCAGAGAGGAGAAGCCGUGAUCCAGGAGCCACCGCUUUCUCUCUCAGGGUUUCAGAUGCGCAUGCACACACUUUCUCCAGCAGUCUGCGAGUCGCUCGACCCCAAAACUUCAGCACAAAGGCCGUCUACAGCUCCAGACCGUUCUCAAUUCAGUCCCUCCUGUCCGCAGCGAGUCCGCGUCCUACGAUAACGUCUUUCUUUCUUCUCUUUUACUUUUUUGUUUUUCCCUUCUUGGCAUAAUUUUGUCGCACUGACAUCUAACAAUGAAAGGAUGAAUGUUUUAAUUGAACUGUGUGUAAUGUUGAAAUUGGGAAAUGUAUUUUUACAACAUGUGAACUUUUUAUUCCUUUCCUUCACCACCGUUCUUUUUGUUGUGAAUUGAUUUCUUUUCCCUUCCCAUCACCAGACUGCAAAAACUACAAAAAAGGAAAAAAAAAAUCCUGUAACUAGGCUCUUAAGCUUUACUUUUGUUUUUGUUUACUUUUUUAUUAGAAAACAAUCAUGUUUGUGAUGGUAACCUCUGAUGGUAAAUUCCACAAGGUAUUUUAAUAAAAUCCUAAAGAUUAA
Messenger RNA from Pygocentrus nattereri (red-bellied piranha), 6635 nucleotides. RefSeq names its product C-terminal binding protein 1. The transcript has 11 exons. Bases 299 to 1648 code for a protein of 449 amino acids. Gene Ontology annotation, molecular function: oxidoreductase activity, acting on the CH-OH group of donors, NAD or NADP as acceptor; NAD binding; transcription corepressor activity. Lineage: Eukaryota; Metazoa; Chordata; Actinopteri; Characiformes; Serrasalmidae. The record is from RefSeq and is a predicted model, not a curated record.